AUUCAUUUAGAGCUGUCACUGCUAGUAGUGUUUUGUUUUGGUUGCGUUUAGUGAAUAAAUCAGAAGAAUUUGACAAAAAUAUCAGCUAUAAUUAAUUAAAUUAUAUCAUACAAUGAUUAUUGUUCAAUAUAUCUUCAAUCAGUGAAUGAAUAUAAGUUAGAGAGCAUACAACAAAAUGUUAGCAGUAAUUCACUGCUCAUUUAAUUGGACAUUAUAAAAUACGAGUAAUCUACUUCGCAAUUGAAAGAAUUUUCCCAUAUAAUUCAAAGAGGAGAUCACAAAGAACUUUUUGGAAAUUUUAGUUAAUUUUUGAGAAAUGGCAGAUAAUACCUUCAAUCCAAGAUAUUUUUCCAUGUUGGCCCGUUGUAUGAAGAAACGCGAUGAGUUACGUGGAGUAUAUCAGAAAGAUGAACAAGACCAAGACCCUCAAGAAGAUGAUAGUGUCAUUCACACAUGUUUCAGUUCUUUGGAACUUAAACUCCUUAUAAGAGAAUUCAAUCCUUCAAAAAAUAAGGAUUUAUACGCUACAGAGUGGAUCAGAGAAAUUGAACAACUAGGACUAAUCCACAAUUGGGAUUCUGGUCACAAGUUGUUGUAUGCAUCCAUGAGACUGGGUGGUAUUGCGAAGUAUUGGUAUCAAUAUUCAAUUAAGUCUAUAAAUAACUGGGACGAUUUUAAGAAGGGAUUGAUGGGAAAUUUUCCAAGGACUAUCGAUGCGGCUGAUGUUCACUCGAAGCUCAUUGCAAAGAAGCGACGUUCCGUUCAAAUGCUUGAAGAGUAUUUCCAUACAACCGUGCAGUUGGGAAAGAGAAUCAAGUUAAGUGAUGAUUCUAUCAAAGAUUAUCUUAUUCGAGGACUCGAACAGCCUAAACAUCAAUUAAUUCUAUCCUCAAUCGGACCGUGUAGUCUUGGUGAGUUUUUACAACAUAUGCAACGUCUUGAAGGAGAUUCUCAAGCAUCUUCAAUGCGUCAACCAUCGUCUACCAAAGAAAAGUCUCAAGAAAUUACAUCGGAUCGUUUAAAAGCUUCGAUAUUACAGAAGCACCGAUCUCCGAUUAAAACCGAUAGGGAAAAACCUACUGAGAAGUUAGAAAAAGAUUACGAUAUAUUACUUGCUCCUCAGGCAGUUACAAAUAAAAUACAUCGCCGCAAGUCCUUUAUCUGCGAGUCAGAAGAUCAUUUGGCGAAUAUUUGCCCGACAAUUCCGAAUAAUUCUGAUGGUCAAUCUGAUAGUAAGCCUAAAUCACCCAAUUCACCUCAGAAGUUAACGGGUGAAGACAAUGAUGAUGAUCCUGAACAUAUUAAUUCCUCAAAUUCUGAAAGUCAUGAAGACUUGAAGGAAAACAAAAAGUCAACGAGAGAAGAUGACGAAAAAGAUUGGGUGAUUGCUUUACAAAACAAAGACCCUACGAUUUUUCGAUAUCGUCAAAUUCUCAAGGGAAUCAUAAAGAAAGACAAAAUGAAGGUCGAUGUGAAGAAAGGUUUUCGAUUAAUAAAUGGAAGACUAUACUCAUGUCAGAAAGAUGGUCUGCGAUUUGUAGUACCACAAUAUGAUCGUUAUGAGAUUGUAUCCAGUUUUCACGCAUCUAAUGGCCAUUUGAGCGCAGAAAAAUCUAUCACAGACAUAAGAAAAAUAUAUUCCUUUGUACCUUUAGCCAAUCUUGUUAAAAAAUUCAUGAAGAAUUGCACUUUGUGUUCAAUUCGAAAAAUGGAACCGAAUGAAACUCUACAUGAUAUCUACACGGGGCAAUACACACCAAUUCCCUUUCAUACGAUAUGCGUAGACUUUUGUGGUGCUUUCCCGAAGACUCCCAAGAAUAGUCAAUACGUCUUUUCUGUGAUUGAUAGCUGCACAAAGUUCAUGGUACUGAAAGCCGUCGCUGAUCCAACAAUGAAUAUUGCUAUGAAAGUCAUUGAUUUGAUUGCCGAAUACUUCGGAAUGCCAUAUGUCGUGGUUAGUAAAGAUAGUGAGAUCUUCAAAACUGAAGACUUCAAAAAGUACUGCAAAGACAAUGGUAUCCAACAUGUUCUGGUACCCAACGAUGCAUCAGGGGCUCUUGAUAAUUUGAGAAAAAAGUUUUUAACUGUUACUAACGGGGUUUCCGAACUGGUAACUAGGGAUCAAGAAACAAGUUGGGAUGAAAAAUUGAAAGAACUUCAAAUGUCUUAUAACACCCAGUCCCAACAUGAUAUAUUAAAAAGUUAUCAAAAUAGACUCCUUCAAUAUAGCCCAAGAAAUUCUUUCACUGACAAAUUAUACCAAGCGAUUAAAUCUGAUCGAAAAGACUUGAAGGAAUCCGUUGAAGAGCAGGUAUCUGACGAUACUUCCAUAGACAAUGUUGAAGAAAUUACUGAAGAAAGCGACACGAAAUCUGAGAACAUCGAGGAAACAUCAGAACCAUCUGCGACCUUCAAUCCUGAUGACCUAGUUUUGGCUAAACAUACAAUUUUUGAGGAUUCCCAUGAAACUGUUUCUUGUUAUCGUGGACCGUACAUCAUAAAGAAAAUCUUGCCACGUGGACGAUGUCUAGUUACUGAUACAUUACUCACACAAAUUACUUCAAAACGAUUCAAUAAGAUUUUUCCUUCUAACCUACUGAAGAAAUGGGUUACUGAAGAGGACUUGGAAAAAUUCAAUGAAUUGCUUUUUAAUGAGUCUGAUGUAAAGGAUGAGUUGUAACAAUAAAUUAAAUCUGUGUAACAAAUUGAAAAAUUGAAAGUUGAAUUAUUAUUGGUUAUUGUAUAA
Phlebotomus papatasi is the source of this 2746-nucleotide messenger RNA. RefSeq lists its product as uncharacterized. The transcript is spliced from 2 exons. NCBI's taxonomy places the organism in Eukaryota, Metazoa, Arthropoda, Insecta, Diptera, Psychodidae. The record is from RefSeq and is a predicted model, not a curated record. Gene Ontology annotation, biological process: DNA integration. Gene Ontology annotation, molecular function: nucleic acid binding. The coding region runs from base 317 to 2680 and encodes 787 amino acids.